This is a messenger RNA of Arabidopsis arenosa, 1069 nucleotides long. The record is from the annotation of a GenBank genome assembly. NCBI's taxonomy places the organism in Eukaryota, Viridiplantae, Streptophyta, Magnoliopsida, Brassicales, Brassicaceae.
AGCGUUUCCUUCUCCGGCGAUCUUCUUCUUCUUCUUCUUCGACUCACAUUGCACCGUCUCUCACUCGAUCCAUCGUGCUUUCAGGGACACUCAUUUUGGAAACAUGCCAGGCCAGAAGAUUGAAACGGGUCAUGAGGACAUUGUCCAUGAUGUCCAAAUGGAUUACUAUGGAAAGCGAAUUGCAACUGCCUCGUCUGACUGCACCAUCAAGAUAACUGGCGUUAGCAACAACGGUGGAUCGCAGCCACUAGCUACAUUAACUGGGCACCGUGGUCCAGUCUGGGAGGUCGCGUGGGCACACCCUAAAUUUGGAUCAAUGCUAGCUUCAUGUUCAUAUGAUGGUCAAGUCAUAAUCUGGAAAGAAGCCAACCAGAACCAAUGGACCCAAGAUCAUGUCUUCACAGACCACAAAUCUUCAGUCAACUCCAUUGCAUGGGCUCCUCAUGAUCUCGGACUAUCCUUGGCUUGCGGGUCAUCUGAUGGCAACAUUUCGGUUUUCACAAUCCGUGCUGAUGGUGGCUGGGACACAACAAGGAUUGACCAAGCGCAUCCCGUUGGAGUCACUUCAGUCUCAUGGGCCCCAGCCACAGCGCCUGGUGCUCUUGUGAGCUCUGGUCUGCUCGAUCCGGUGUACAAGCUAGCUUCUGGUGGAUGUGAUAAUACCGUGAAAGUGUGGAAGCUCUCAAACGGGUCGUGGAAGAUGGAUUGCUUUCCAGCUCUUCAAAAGCACACUGAUUGGGUCCGUGAUGUGGCUUGGGCACCAAAUUUGGGUCUCCCAAAGUCCACCAUAGCUAGUGGUUCCCAAGAUGGGAAAGUUAUCAUAUGGACAGUGGGAAAAGAAGGUGAGCAAUGGGAAGGAAAGGUUCUCAAGGACUUUAUGACUCCCGUGUGGCGGGUCUCGUGGUCGUUGACCGGUAACUUGUUGGCCGUGUCCGACGGAAACAAUAACGUGACGGUGUGGAAAGAGGCUGUUGAUGGAGAGUGGGAACAAGUUACUGCUGUGGAGCCUUAGGUUUUUGAUGCCUUGCUAUCUCUCUGCUCUUACCUUUAAGAAACUGAAUUAAACACU